AUGGAAACAGGAAAUCGAAGUACCACAAUCACUUCCUUUGUCCUUUGGGGAUUUUCAUAUUACUUGCCAGUGAAUAUCUUCCUCUUCUUUGUAUUCCUCUUUAUUUAUGUCCUAACUUUACUAGGAAAUGUAGUCAUUAUGGUUGCUACAAGUCAUCUCCACAGCCCCAUGUACUUUUUUCUGGCUCAUCUGGCUUUUCUUGAUAUCUGUUUUUCCUCUGUCACCGUGCCUAAGCUCUUAGGGAUUUUUACCAAAAGGCAGGGUAUUUCGUAUUCUGGCUGUUUUGCCCAAAUGUUCUUUAUUCUGCUAACAGGAAGCAAUGAAGUAUGCCUUCUUGCAGCAAUGGCCUAUGACCGAUAUGCUGCCAUUUGCAAACCCCUCCAUUAUGUUCAAAUUAUGAACAAAGCAUGUUGUAGAUGGCUGGUGGGUGGUGCAUGGGCAACAGCUUUGUCAUAUGCCUUGAUAAACACCGUUCUUGCCUUGAAGCUGGAUUUCUGUGGACCAAAUUUUAUCAGGGAUUUCAGUUGUGAAUUUCCAUCUGUACUUGCCUUAUCUUGCACAGACACACUCUCCAAUUGGGUAGUAUUCCUCAUAACUGGUAUUAGUAUUGUCAUAUCUUCACUGACUCUGAUUCUAUUUUCCUACAUCCACAUCGUUUUAACUAUCCUGAAGUUGAACUCCACAGAAGCAAAGAGAAAAACUUUCUCUACCUGUAGUGCUCACCUUAUUGUUGUAGUUUUGUAUUAUAGUACUGGAUGUUUUAGGCAUAUGAGGCCCAGCUCAUCCUCCUCAAUUAUUGUGGAUGAACUCUUCUCUGUUCAGUAUAGCAUUUCAACACCCAUGCUGAACCCCCUUAUCUACAGCCUGAAAAACAGGGAAGUGAAGGAAGCCAUCAAAAAGCUAAUGGGCUACAAACCCUUGAUUUCUUGUACUUGGUGA
Molecule: messenger RNA, 939 nt
Organism: Python bivittatus (Burmese python)
Lineage: Eukaryota; Metazoa; Chordata; Lepidosauria; Squamata; Pythonidae
Product: olfactory receptor 5BS1-like
Biological process (GO): G protein-coupled receptor signaling pathway
Cellular component (GO): membrane
Molecular function (GO): olfactory receptor activity; G protein-coupled receptor activity
Source: RefSeq, a predicted model, not a curated record